CUUUGAAGAACGCUCCCGGUCACCGUGUUACACCUCGCACGUUAGCUACUUCACUUCUCCGGCCGCCGGCUCUGCAGGACACCUCAAUACUCGCCACACAGUAGCGCAAACCCCCUGCACGUACACAAGGUAGAAACCCCAGCAAUGCGCAGGAAACGCCGAGCGCUUGCGGGCCUGGGCCCUGGCAGGCUUUCUGAGACAGGCUCCUGUCGCAUGAGAUAGCGGGCAACUGCGUUCGUAAGGCUCCUCGGAGAAGAGCCGGGGGUCAGCCGCAGCGCUUCAUGGCUACAGCAUCGCGUCAGCUCUACUUCUGAAGUUUCCUGGAGCGCUGUGGCCCCUCCCUCCGCAGAAUGGACCCUGUCGUUCUCAGUUACAUGGACAGUUUGCUAAGGCAGUCAGAUGUUGCCUUGCUGGACCCCCCAAGCUGGCUUAACGAUCACAUCAUUGGGUUUGCCUUCGAGUACUUUGCCAGUGACCAGUUCCAAGAAUUUUCUGAUCAGGUGUGUUUUAUUGGUCCCGAAGUGGCUCAGUUCAUUAAAUGUGCCACUAGUCAGGAAGAAGUGGCCAUGUUCCUUCAACCACUAGACCUUCUCCACAAGGAGCUGGUGUUCUUGCCUGUCAAUGAUAACUCCAACCAGGCUGCUGGAGGCACCCACUGGAGCUUACUGGUUUACUUUAGGGACAAAAAGUACUUCGCCCAUUAUGAUUCCCACAGUAAGAGCAACUCUGUCCAUGCCAAGCAAGUGGCAGGGAAGCUGGAGGCCUUCUUGGGCAAAAAAGGGGGCAAAGCAACCUUCAUAGAGGAGAAAGCGCCUGCCCAGCAGAACAGCUAUGACUGUGGGAUGUAUGUGAUUUGUAACGCAGAGGCUCUGUGUCAGGGAUACUUCAGGGGACGUCAGGAGCCUUUGCUGCAGCUCCUCACCCCUUCCUACAUCACGCAGAAGAGAGCAGAGUGGAAAGCCCUCAUUACUAAACUUGCACAGAAGUGACCUGGCUGCAGUCCCCACCCCAGCCCUGAACGAUUGCCUUUCCUGUCCGCAAGUCAGCACCCCCAGUGCCUGAGGGAGAUGCCCAUGCCCAGGAUUUUCCCAAAGAAGAAUGUAACCCCUCCAGCAUGGCUACACCCCUGCAAGUAUCCUCCUUGGAAAGCCUUAGUCUCCUCUAGAAAUCACUGGCCUUUGAACUUCGGGCCAGUAAAGUCACUUUGCCCUCAAUGAAAUCUUCCUCUCAAAGGUGAUUUUUACACUUCUUGCUGUGGCAAAAUGGAUUGCUAAAGAUCCUUCUCCACCUCUGCCCAGCAGGCAACACACCCUCACAUUAGGUGGGGCUUUAAUUUGCUGUGGGCAUUGCUGAACUAAACCAGGUUUGGCCAAGUCCUUUAAAACCAAGCCCCAAAUGCUUUAUAAUGGACAUUUCUAGUCUGUGCCUAAUGGUAUUGUGAACAUAUAGGAUUUAGCAGCGAGGCGGGAGUCACAGCUGAAAAUUUGAUGCCGAGCUAUUUAUAAAAAAACAAUGAGAAUCAAAAAGGAAGGUUAUGCUUAAUUAAAGAAUGGGGCAAAAAUCUUUCUUCUUCACGUAGGUUUUUCUAGGCUGUAUGAAGGUAGCUCUUCCUUCCCCACCCCUGCUUGCUCUUAUUACAAAUUAAAGUCCGACUCUCUGAACCAGUGGAAGAUUUAAUGGGGAACUGGGAAAACAAACCCUAAGAAGGGAAACUUAAUUGAGAUGGAAAGUGACAUUCAUUCUUUGAAGUUUUUUUCAUUACAAUUUUAGGUCAUCUCCAUUCUGAUGUGGGGGGAGGUGUUCCUCAGCAUUCCCCAACUCUCGUUAUCAUUUGCUACGCUUAGAAUAUAUGAGACAGUUGCUGCUUCCCCUAGCGCAAAAACAGAUCUUAUAUUCUGAAGAUGAAAAACAUACCAAGGAGAACAAAGAAACAGAAUUUGAGGUAUAAAAGCCAAAGAUAACUGCAGUAUCCUUGAAGCUCAAAUGUUAGUCCUGAAUAUACUUGUCUGCCUCAUGAUUGGCCUAUUCAAAACAUACUUUUCCUCCAGUGCUGGAUUAUGGCUGGGAUCUAAGAGCCGAUCCUCUUUUCAGAAGACAGGAUUGGCAGUGGAAAAAAAUGAGAUGUCAUUGCAGGAUAAGAAAUAAUCUAUAACCUCACGAGAGACAAGGAGCCAGUUGCUUAGGCGGUGUCUAGCAGAAUAACCACACCUCUGUAUGCCAACCAGAUCAGUGAAAUGCAGGUUAAAAAUAACUCUCAAAAAGACGGAGGAAUUAUUUUUAACCUGGAUCUCUUCACUGAUCCCACUUACAGCCCAGCCCCACAAAUGUUUGUACCAGCACAACAAAGAGGAUGGCCAACUGUAGCGUGGGGCAGGAAUGUCCCAAAUUUGCCUUGUUGCUAAGGGAAAGGUAAGUAGCUGAAGCCUCGCAGACCCUUCCAAAACGCCCAAGCAAAGGCACACGGACUCAUGGUGCGGGGAAACAAGGGUCAGCGUCAUUGCUGCCCUUCCUGGACCCCCCCAGAAGGAGCAGCCGGGGAUCCAGGGCUCCCCCAGAGCUACUGGCCCUCCAGCCUUUCAGCUCCGUGGACGAUCGUUCCCACUGGUCUGAUCGAGCUGAAAAACCUGACCGUUGUCUGAAAUAAGAUCCAAUCACUUGCUAAAGGGGAUUGCCUUCUGAGUGGGGGGGCCUGUAUGGCUUAGCCAGAGCAGCUCAUGCGCUUCACUGCUGUUAAGGAGGUGGCUUUGCUCCCGGUUCCUCCGGAUUGGGCAUGCUCUUACCGAGGUGUAACACAGCCGCACCCCCUCUGUUUGCCCUGAGGCACUGAAAUGCAGACAAUCACUUGUAGUAGACGUUGCAGAUUAGCUGUUCAUUUAUACAAACAAAUACUUCUGUCGGUGGUGUGAUAGCAUUAACUCCCGCCUCCUCCCUUCCCCCCCAAGAGGGACAACACGCUUAUCCAUCCGGAGUUGCUAUGAUGGUGUCGAGCAGGAGAAGGGGAUGAAGGAGUAAUUCCUUCGGGGUCCCCUUCUUCCCAGUGACACCUGUUGCCUAGAACUGAGAAUAAAACUUAAACCAAACCACUUA
Molecule: messenger RNA, 3087 nt
Organism: Struthio camelus australis
Lineage: Eukaryota; Metazoa; Chordata; Aves; Struthioniformes; Struthionidae
Source: RefSeq, a predicted model, not a curated record